Molecule: messenger RNA, 1979 nt
Organism: [Torrubiella] hemipterigena
Lineage: Eukaryota; Fungi; Ascomycota; Sordariomycetes; Hypocreales; Clavicipitaceae
Source: the annotation of a GenBank genome assembly
UAAGACUGACGAUUUCCUUCUCUGUCGCUAACUACCACUAUCUCAACCACCAACUUGCACCUGUUCAGCCUCCAAGAAGCUGUGUAAACACCACAUCGGCCGCCACCCCCCGCAACGCUCUUGGCAGGUGAAACAAAAGACCGUUCAAGACAAAUUUAAACCCAUGAUAUGAUUUGUUAGGGCUUUCUGUUACCCGGCUAUCCAAGACAAGCUACAAUACACCUGCAGAUUCCCCGUUAGGUGCUCUGCCUGUGUCUCUUCACCAUGGCGCCACCAGUCACACGAGCAGCGACAGACGCCGCAGAAGCGUCUAAGCGGGAAGAUGCUCCUGGCAAUUCACAUACAGAGUUCAAUCCUGAGGAGCACGAACGCCCUCAUACACCACUUUCAGAAUCGAGUCAAGAAAAGGCUACGCCGUCGCGCCCGUCUGUCUCGCGGCAAGCUUCCAAUGCCUCGCGCCGACUGACGAGGACCGUCUCCGAGGUUCGAGAUGGCAUCCAAAAUCAGCGAGACUUGGAGCUCGGCCACGACUCGCAUGAUGAAAAAGAGACGGCAGAUCCCGCCUCUAGAGACCCCAAUAUUGUAACAUGGGAUGGUCCUGAGGAUCCCGCCAACCCCAAGAACUGGCCAAUGCGAGUCCGGUGGACGGCGGUGGUUUGUGUCUCAUUCUUCACAUUUAUCUCGCCGUUGGCCUCCUCCAUGGUUGCCCCGGCUCUUGCCGAUAUGGGCCGUGAUCUCAAUAUCCAUGGCGAAACAGAGCUAGCUCUAGUUUUGUCCAUUUUCGUCUGCGCUUAUGCCGUUGGCCCCUUGGUCUGGGGCCCAAUGUCAGAACUCUAUGGUCGUGUGCUCGUCAUACAAGUGUCCAACUUUUGGUUCCUCUGCUUCAAUCUUGGCUGUGGACUCGCCAAAACCGAAGGCCAAAUGAUUGCUUUCCGCUUCCUAGCUGGCCUUGGUGGCUCUGCACCUCUGGCUGUUGGUGGCGGUGUCCUCUCCGACAUGUUUACAGCCGAGCAGCGUGGAAAGGCCAUUAGUGUCUACUCUCUUACGCCUCUCUUGGGUCCGGCUCUCGGACCUGUUGCAGGAGGUUGGGUCGCUGAGAAGUCCACCUGGCGAUGGGUAUUCUAUGCCACCACGAUUGCAUGUGGCGUGAUCCAAGUAUUUGGCAUCUUCUUUCUGUCGGAAUCUUAUGCACCAGUGCUACUGCACCGAAAGAAGCUGGCUCUCAUCAAAGAGACAGGCAACACUAAUCUUCGAACGGAAUACGAUCGUCCGGACCGAACUCUUAUUCAGACACUCACUAAAGCCUUCACCCGACCAUUCAAGCUGCUGGCCACGCAGUUUAUUGUCCAAAUCAUGGCACUGUACAUGAUGUAUCUGUACGGCAUGAUGUACUUGCUGCUCUCCACCUUUUCGACACUAUUCAGCAGGGUAUAUGGUGAAGGACCUGGUAUUCAGGGCCUGAACUACAUUUCCAUUGGCUUAGGCUGCUUCCUCGGUGCUCAAAUCUGUGCUCCGUUACAAGAUCGCAUUUACGCCGCCUUGAAGAAACGCUACGUUCCUGAAGGAGGUCCCGGAAAGCCAGAAUUUCGAAUCCCUAUGAUGGUUCCAGGAGCCAUCUUAGUUCCGAUUGGCCUACUCAUCUAUUCGUGGACUGCCGAGUACCACACACACUGGAUUUGGCCUGAUAUUGGCAUCUGCAUCUUUUCUGCUGGCACCAUCAUCGGCUUUCAGUGCAUCCAAGGAUACCUGGUCGACUCCUACACGGUCUAUGCUGCGAGUGCGGUCGGUGCUGCCACUGUCCUCAGAAGCUUGGCUGGUUUCGGAUUCCCGCUCUUUGCACCAGCAAUGUACAAGGCACUCGGCUAUGGUAAAGGCGGUACCAUUUUGGCUGCAUUUGCCAUCGUUAUUGGCUGGCCUGCACCAUUCCUCUUGUGGAAGUACGGCGAGAGGCUCCGUCAACAAAAGCAUAAUUUCUAGAA